ACUAAAUAGACCUUUUGGUGUUUUUAUUUUUUUUUUAAUUUAAGAAACGUCACUUUGAUUAAAGUUUUAUACAACUAACUUUGGUAAAAUACAAAAACUUUAUUUCAGGAUUUUGGAAUGUCUAAACUUAUUUAUUUUUUGUUCUUUGCCUCUAUUAUGGUAUUCAUCAUAUAUUAUUUAUCCGAUAAUUCGAACGACCAGAAUAUUUAUUACAAAAAAUAUAAUUUUCCGACUUUUAAAACCAAAUAUCUGAUAAACACAUCGACUUGUAAAAUUCCCAGUUUAGAUCCCAUAACUAAGGAAAUCAAAAAAUAUGUUUUUAAAUUGGAACCCAUGAAAUGUAAUCAGGAUUUACCCGUUUUGAGUUAUGUAGAAAAAAAUAACCAAGGGGCCUUUCUUAAAAUAAAAGAAAAUUUUAAAAGUUUAUACGGAAAAAAUAUUGAUUGUUGUAUGAUGAAUAUAUCAAGAGUAGUAAAUAAUUCAAAAGAAAAUGACAUAAGAUAUUCCUCAUGCAUAUUCUUUGAAAACAAAAUAAAAAUACACUCUGACACAAUAAAAGUGGUUUGCAAGGAUUCGCGGAAAAAAGAAGUAUACAAAAACGUGCAUAUGGUAGCGUUGCCUAAAAAUCCGCCCGAUGUGAUUAAUGAAUCGAAAUUUAGUGUUUUAUUGGUUGGAAUCGAUACAGUAUCGAGACCAGCUCUUAUGAGAACAAUGCCCAAAACGUACAAAUACGUCAAUGAAAACUAUUUAAGUUUAAAGGGAUACAACAAAGUUGGAUCUAAUACUCUACCGAAUCUUGGAGGAAUGCUGUCUGGAAAAACUAAAAAACAAAUACAGGAGACGUGUCAUUGGAACGACAGAAAAUUAGACAAUUGCAGUUUUAUCUGGAAAAACUUUAAAUCCCAAAACUACAUCACUGGUUAUGUGGAGGACGAAUCGACAAUAAGCACUUUUAACUACUAUUCUCUGGGUUUUUACGAGGCCCCUACAGAUUUUUACGGACGUCAUUACAUUUUAGGCGCGGAAAAAUUGGGGAUUAAAGAUUACCUUAACAUGGAUUACUGCACCGGUCCGGAAAAUACCGGGGAAAGGAUCAUGAACGCAGCCAAAGAUUUUUCCACGACCUACAAAAUUAACAAAUAUUUCGGCCUGUUUUGGAUGAACAGUUUCAGUCACGACGAUAUAAAUCUGCCGGGUACCAUGGAUGAAAAAGUUUUGGAUUUUUUCACCGAUAAAGACUUUAUUGAAAGCAUUGAAGAUACUUUUGUGGUAUUCUUCAGCGAUCACGGAUUUAGAUUCGGCGAUAUUCGCUUCACUUAUACAGGGUGGUUGGAGGAAAGAAUGCCGUUUAUCUUUAUCAAAGUGCCUGAUAGAUUUAAGGGAAUGUUUGCCAAAGAAUAUAGUAAUUUAUUAUCCAACACCCAGAAGCUUACGAACCCUUACGACGUCUACUUGACUCUACAAAACAUUCUCGAAAUUGGCGACGAAAAUUAUAACGCGGUGAAAAGCGAGGCCUGCCCGAAAUGCUACAGUCUGUUCCAGGAAAUUCCGGAGCACAGAACGUGCGAUGAGGCGGCCGUAGAACCCCACAUGUGCACAUGCACAGGCUAUUCCCCCAUAGACCCGAAACAGGACCUCGUGCGGAAUUUCUCCAACUUCGUUUUAACCGGCAUCAACGACAUAAUAAAAGCGUCGUACCCCACCACCCUGUUAUGCAAUUUGUACAAGUUGAACAGGGUCUACUCGGCCGGCAUGUCGGAAACUUUCGUCAAAAACAACGAGAACGUACACUACGUUUUGCUGCUCAUAGAGACCGUUCCGGAGGCCAUGUUCGAAGCCACUCUGGAAAUAAGCAACGGCGCGGUGAGGUUGGUGGGGGAGGCGGGCAGAUUGAACAAAUACGCGCCCCAAAGUUACUGCGUGGACGGGAAGGACCUCAAACAGUACUGCCACUGCAUGUCUGGCAUGGAUUACUUGAAAAACUUGUUUUGCGAUUACUUGGGGUGUUGACUUGAAGGCACUCACUAUUGUUGUAAUAAAUAUUUAUUACGAAUUAAAAAAAUAUAAAGUUAUAAUAUACUAGUGACUAUUUUGGGUAGUUCCCCCGCUAUCCUACACUGUCGUUGAUCGUUGCCCUGCUUAUACCAAUGGGUGACAUCGUCGUAGAGCGUCCUUUUCUCACUUGGGUCGUUUAAUUUCGCGCACAAAUCGCACAUCACAUCAUUUCCCUUAUUGUCCACCACAUAAUCCUUCUUCCACUCGAAAUACUUUAAAUACUCUUUAGAGUUUGCAUCCAGGAAAUUGAUGUGGUCGGCCAAAUCUUUGACAGAGUUGAAAUCGGCGACGUUUAUCACGGAUUUUGGGGGAGCGAAUGUCGUGUAGUUGGCCCCACCGUAGACAAUGGGGAGCACGUUUAGUUUUAGAACGUUGAAGAGCUUUUCCGUCACAUAGUCGUUGCAAAUGGAGUUUUCGAACGAUAGAUAGAACUUGUAUUUCCUCUCCAGCAUGCGGUAGCACAUAAUUUCUUUGGAGGUGGUGCUGUACGACCACGAUAUACCGCACUUAUUAGGCCCGCAACCACCGUAAACGUCCACCGGAAUGUAUUUCUGCAGUUCUUUCACCAACACCUCGCGUUUGCUGGGUGUGUGGCAGUUUGAAGCGAACCAAGCUAUUUUCCCGGGUUUUUUUGCGAUACUAGUAAGCGUAGGGGGCGUAUAGGGCACUUGUAACUUCACCACAAACCCGUAGUUCCUCAACAAAUCUGAAUCCAGUCGGUAGGUCAUGGUCCAGUUGUAGAAGUUCUUGAAACGUUCUGUGCCGGUAUGUAGAGGUGACUCGGUAUUGGAGUAUACAUAAUACUGACUUGGUAAUCGUUUUUUUGGUGGGGCUACGUUGUUUCUUUCGAAAUUCCUGGCGUGGAACAACAAGGCGUCAUAUUCUUCUUCAGGCAUGACAUUUUUAUCAUAAACAGAGUAGCAGUUGUAGAUAGGGCAGUGAUUAAAAACUCUUCCUAGGCCGAAAUAAAAGUCCUUUCUAUCGAAGUGCAUGGACCAAUAUAAUAUGUACUUUGUGUUUUUUUCCUUCACAAAAUGAGUUCGGUUUGUUGCAUUAGGUCUCUCUGUAACUUCAACGUUUGUUGUUUCAGUGUUAUUCACAUACAAGAACAAACGUUUGUGCAAGUUACUACUGCCCGUUUUUAGCAGUACAAACACAAUUGUUGCCGCAAAUACGAAAAUAAAAAAAAUGAUGGGUCCCUUCAUCUCUUAUCUGCAACAGAAAAAUAGUUACUUAACUUUAAC
This is a messenger RNA of Brassicogethes aeneus, 3299 nucleotides long. The record is from the annotation of a GenBank genome assembly. Lineage: Eukaryota; Metazoa; Arthropoda; Insecta; Coleoptera; Nitidulidae.